This is a messenger RNA of Pan troglodytes (chimpanzee), 3461 nucleotides long. It is a transcript of the gene UBE2L3, whose product is annotated as ubiquitin conjugating enzyme E2 L3. Bases 682 to 1092 code for a protein of 136 amino acids. NCBI's taxonomy places the organism in Eukaryota, Metazoa, Chordata, Mammalia, Primates, Hominidae. The transcript is spliced from 4 exons. The record is from RefSeq and is a predicted model, not a curated record.
AUUCUGGGGAAGGAGCAGCACCAAAUCCAAGAUGGCGGCCAGCAGGAGGCUGAUGAAGGUAAAAGCCAUUCUCUGGCAGCGGCCGGGCGUGGGGCGGCGUCCCAGGCUCCGGAUCCCCGAGGCAUCCGGCGGCUUCUCAGGGCGCUGCCGUCUGGCUCCCUGCCCUACACGGCCUCGUCGGUUCUCUGGGCCGCGCGCAGGCUCAAGGUGCUAACGGGGCUGGCCUAGGCCGCAGCCUGGGCGGGAGCGCAAGGCCGCGCUGGGAGCCGCUGUCGGCCCCUCAGCCCGGCCCGGGGCGUUCACGCCACUCUCUUGGCCGCGUCCCCCUGUCGCGGAGGCCGCGCUCCGAUCCGAGGGCGUCGUUCAUGUGAGAGCCCGGUUGGGAGGCUCCAAACCGGGCGCCUUCGGGGAAGGCCCGAGCGCCGGAGCCCCUGCCCGGAGCCCGCGCCGCGGAACCGCCCCGCCCUGGGCCGCAGCGCGCCGGGCUUGCAGCUCCGCUUGGCCCGGCCGCAGCUCGGGAGUCUGGGAGGUUCGGGCUAGGAAAGAGAGAAGGAGGCCAGGCGGCCAAAGUUAGGUCAGUUUGUUGGUGGGUCGUUUGGAAUUGCGCUGGGUCCUAGCAAACUGUCGCCUUGUGACUGCAGAGUCACACAGCGGGAGCUUGAAGAAAUCCGCAAAUGUGGGAUGAAAAACUUCCGUAACAUCCAGGUUGAUGAAGCUAAUUUAUUGACUUGGCAAGGGCUUAUUGUUCCUGACAACCCUCCAUAUGAUAAGGGGGCCUUCAGAAUCGAAAUCAACUUUCCAGCAGAGUACCCAUUCAAACCACCGAAGAUCACAUUUAAAACAAAGAUCUAUCACCCAAACAUCGACGAAAAGGGGCAGGUCUGUCUGCCAGUAAUUAGUGCUGAAAACUGGAAGCCAGCAACCAAAACCGACCAAGUAAUCCAGUCCCUCAUAGCACUGGUGAAUGACCCCCAGCCCGAGCACCCGCUUCGGGCUGACCUAGCUGAAGAAUACUCUAAGGACCGUAAAAAAUUCUGUAAGAAUGCUGAAGAGUUUACAAAGAAAUAUGGGGAAAAGCGACCUGUGGACUAAAAUCUGCCACGAUUGGUUCCAGCAAGUGUGAGCAGAGACCCCGUGCAGUGCAUUCAGACACCCCGCAAAGCAGGACUCUGUGGAAAUUGACACGUGCCACCGCCUGGCGUUCGCUUGUGGCAGUUACUAACUUUCUACAGUUUUCUUAAUCAAAAGUGGUCUAGGUAACCUGUAAAGAAAGGAUUAAAAAUUUAAGAUGUUCUAGUUCUGCUCUCUUUGUUUUAAAAAUCACUGCUUCAAUCUACUUCAAAAGAAUGGUGUUUCUUUUCUUGUCCAAUUUUAUCCAAAAUCUUCAAGUUACAUUUAACCCAUAAGGUUUUAAAAAAAAGGAAAAAAAACGGUUGUGGUUCCCUUUCUUCCCUACUCUUGCCACUCCCACUUUCUGGCACCGAGUUUAUUUUUCACUUACUUACUUCCCCAGACCCCGGGCUCGCCUCCACAAAGGAGAAGAGACUGCCCUGGCGGUCCUGGUGGCUUUUCUUAGCAUGUGUGGGACUGUUGCCCAGUGUGGGAGUUGGUUUAAAUUCUCCUGACUCCAGUUUAUAACAUCCUUUUAAAAAAUUUAAAAACAAACAGCCACACCCCUCCUCCAGUCCUUCUCCUCAGUUCUUGUGUGAAACUCCAGCUGAUGUUACCACAGUAACAUCAGUUAAUUGGGCAAGCCCUGAUGUCAGUGUGUGUAACUGACCUCUGGCCUGGCCUGCACAGAGAAGCCCUAUAAUCACAGGUCUGUGGUGGCCCCGAAAUGGGGGGCCUGCUAGUCAGGAGGAUGCUGUGCACACUGUGUGUGAUGAAUCUCGCCAGAAAGGCUCCUGAGGUCCCAGGUUGGCACUUCUCCCUGCAGCCAUUGUAGAAGAUCUGCUGGUCCUUGCAGGCAAAGCUACAGCCAGAAUGUCCGUUUGAAACUCCUAGCUCAUCUGUCACCGAGCUCCAUCCGAAUGUGCCACGGAGCUUGCUCUCCACUUCCUCCAUGCAGCGGCCCUGCCACAGCCCUCCCUCGGCACACUUUGACCCUUUGUAGGAUUGGAAUUAGCAGGACUCGGCUAUUUAAAGCACCAGUCUGGGGUCGCCUGGGCCCCUGCUGACCCCUUCCUCCAGAGCAGCCAGCCCAGCCCAGGAACAAGACGGACUUCCUCUCCCUUCGGACUCACAGCCUUUGCAGAGUCAAGCUCCACUUGAAGCUCACUCAGUAAUAUCCUUUCAAUGUGUUUUAUAUUGUUUUGACUGCCUUUUUUUGUAGAAAUAAAAAUUGACCUUAGAAUUUAUCGUCAGAUAAACUUGUAAAGAUUUGAAUAUUAAUGUCUUUUCAAGGCAAAUGGGAUUGUCCCCGCACUAGUAGAGAAUCCAUGUCGCUCUGACACCCCAAGGAAGCCGACGAUCCAAAUGCCGUGUGUCACCAACCCCGCUUCUGCCACUGGCAGCUUCCCUUCUUGGCUCUUGUGGGGGACUAGAUCCUGUGGAGAAGAUGACUUAAACUUUGCUUUUUGUUUUAAUUUUAAUUCUAUAACUUGAGAUCUUUCCGGGGCCUACAGGCGUGUAAGACAGCUUGGUCUGGUCUGUGCAGAAGUGGGGAGUGAUGGGCAGGUUCGGCAGCCUAACAUUGUUCAGGCGCAUGGCCCCUGCGGUGUGUACACGAACUCAGCUUCUUUUGUCCUAGGUACACCAAGGGCAGGUUUCUGGAGACUCCCUUGUGCCCGGGAUGGCAAGGGCACUGGGCUGGCGUUUCCACAUCUGUCUUCAUUAGCAGAAAAGUGAUGAUGGAUUUUAUUUCACUCACACUCCAGUUUGUAAUAAAAUGCCAAAUUCUGUCAGAAGCUAUCCAAACAAGCCACCAUUUGUUCUUGUUGCUUCUCUGGAUCCAGAAAUGUUGCCAUUCUUGGAAACUGUCCCAUUGCUUUGUAUUUCUGCCAACGUAGCUCUGCCUGCCUGUCACCCCCUCACUGCACUCUGCUCAUCACGGGAGGAUACCUGUGUGCCGGCAGCCCCUCAGGGACUCUCAGCCCUGGCACUGGCACCCCAGGGUUGGCCCCGUCAGCAGAGGCCUGGCUUUCGAGCCAGUGGGUGUCUCUCCUUCGGGCCUGGGCGGCUUGCUCCUGCCAGCCAUGCCUUCAGGGUAGGCUCUGAGCAAGCUGGCAAACAGCCCUGGCUGCUCUAAAACCAAAAAGCUGGGUCCUCUGGAGGAGGGGCGAGCUGUGGAGCAGCCACCCACUGCUGCCCCAAGCUCACUCAGGAAUUCACACCCGCCUGGUUUCUUGAAGUGUGCCGGGUCCUUCCCUCUGCUCCCUACUCCCCACCACGGCAGAGAAUAGGCUUUCUAAGAUGCUGCGAUCCCGUUCUGCUGCCCGUAAUAAAAAUGCUCUCAGACACUG